This is a messenger RNA of Prunus armeniaca (apricot), 1548 nucleotides long. The record is from the annotation of a GenBank genome assembly. Lineage: Eukaryota; Viridiplantae; Streptophyta; Magnoliopsida; Rosales; Rosaceae.
AUGGGCAAAAUAAAAGUUGCAGGUUUUGAAGAGUCUGAGUUUGGAGAGGCAAAGGUGAAGCAGUAUAAAAUGGAGCACUAUCUGAAUCACUUUGGAGGAAUCAAAGUGGACAGAAUUGUAGGAGUGUUCAAUUUCAAAGGGGAGAGGCUAACGAGCUUGAUCAUUGCCCUGCCGAAAUUAUGCAGACUCAAGCUCUUUGCCUUUGCUGCCACAACCAUUUUGCUUCUCUCUGUCUGUGCAGUUCAGUUGAGCACGCUCAGCGAUAUCAUGAAGCCCCGGGUCUUGAUGUUCCGCUCUAACUCUCAGCCUAUUGCUCCGCCACAACCACAAACAACUGAAACUGAAAGGGAUUAUGAGAAUAAUGGAUUUCUGAUGGUCUCAUCAAAUGGAGGGUUGAAUCAAAUGCGAGCUGGUAUUUGUGACAUGGUAGCUAUUGCAAGGUUUAUGAAUGUCACACUUAUAGUUCCUGAGUUGGAUAAUACCUCCUUCUGGAAUGAUCGCAUUCGGUUUGAGGUCAUAUUUGAUGUGGAUUACUUCAUAUCAUCGCUGAGAGAUGAGGUUCGGAUAUUGAAAGUUCUGCCUCAUGACCAGAUCAGGAGAGUGGAGAUAGCUACUCUCUAUUCCAUGCCACCUGCUAGUUGGUCUAACAUGUCAUAUUACGACCAAGUGAUUCUUCCUCGGAUAAAGUAUGGAGUUCUGAAUUUUACUAAAACUGAUGCCAGGCUUGCAAAUAAUGGGAUCCCAAAAGAGGUUCAAGAACUGCGGUGCAAAGCGAAUUACAAGGCUCUGAGAUUCACGCCUCCCAUUGAGGAAUUGGGGAAGAAGAUUGUUAGGAUUCUGAGGGAAAAGGGUCCAUUCUUAGUUCUUCAUCUGAGAUAUGAAAUGGACAUGUUGGCAUUUUCUGGUUGCACUGAGGGUUGCAAUGACAAAGAAACUGAAGAAUUGACAAAUAUGAGGUUUGCUUAUCCAUGGUGGAAAGAGAAAAUAAUAGAUUCUGAAAAGAAAAGAAAAGCUGGGUCAUGCCCUUUAACUCCUGAGGAAACUGCCCUUGCUUUGAGGGCAUUGGAUAUUGAUCCCGGCAUCCAAGUUUACAUUGCCGCAGGCGAUAUAUAUGGAGGAGAAAGGAGAAUGGCAUCUCUGAGAUUAGCCUUUCCCCAUAUGGUUAAAAAGGAAUCAUUGCUUAGAGCCUCAGACCUUGAGCCCUUCCGCAAAGAUUCGAACCAAAUGGCGGCAUUAGAUUACAUUGUGUCACUGGAAAGUGACAUCUUUGUUCCUACUUAUGGGGGAAACAUGGUAAGAGUUGUUGAAGGCCAUAGAAGGUACUUGGGAUUCAGGACAACAAUUCGUGUAGACAGAAUGCUUCUGGUGGAUUUUAUAGACCAGUACAAGAACGGAACUCUGAGCUGGGAUGAAUUUUCCCAGGCAGUGAAAACAGGACAUGCCGAUCGCAUGGGUAUCCCAACUCAAAGAUUGGAGAUUCCUGGCAAGCCCAAGGAGGAAGAAAAUUUCUAUAACAACCCAGAGGAAUGUUUGCCACCAAUUCCCUAA